AUGCAGUACGUGCGAAGUCUUAGUGGCUCGGUGUCGAAGACAUGGAACUCGAUCAAUCCUGCCACUUUGAGCGGAGCUAUUGAUGUGAUCGUCAUAGAACAGGAAGAUGGCACCCUUGCCUGCUCGCCCUUCCAUGUCCGCUUUGGCAAGUUCUCACUUCUGCGUCCGUUCGAGAAGAAAGUGGAAUUUAAGGUCAAUGGGAUCAAACAAGACUAUGCCAUGAAGCUAGGCGAAGCCGGCGAGGCUUUCUUUGUGUUUGAAACAACCGACGAAAUCCCCGCAUCGUUACAGACUUCCCCGCUGGUUUCGCCUGCCAGCAGUCCAAAAGUACCUAGCGACGAUGUUGCGUCAUCGCUAGGCGAACCAGACUAUCUAGACCUGGAAAAGAAUGGCGAUGCCGUCUCUGAUGGUAUCAAAACCCCACCGACCAUGCUGAUGUCACGGCCGUCACGAGCUACGACAGAUCUAGGUGCAAUAACGCCUUUGUCGCGGUCUCCUGGCGACUCGGAUUCAAGUCCCUCCCAGCAUGAUCCAUUCAAUAAACCGAGCGAACCUUCCCUCGAUCACUCGGCGUCCGAAAAUGUUCUCUCGACCAGCCUACCCAGGGCUGCAACCGAGCAGCUUUUGGCCUCGUCAAUCGACUCAACCAAUCACGAAGAUAUUGACUCACGAGCUCGUUCUCGUAGUCCACCUCCCAUAUCUGUCGAAGAGGCAAAGUCCCGAGCUAUCAAUCUGUCCAAGAAAUUAAAUGGUUCCAACAUUCAAUCGCACGUUACCGAGACAGGUGAUCUUAUGUUGGACAUGACCGGUUACAAGAGUAAUGAAGAAGAUGCACUUCGUGCCGAGGUCCUCGCACGUAAGAUUCUUGCGGAGGAGCUCGAGGGCAGCUACGAUAUUGGUGCACUCAUUGGCGCCGAUGAGCACGGGAAUCUUUGGAUCUACAGUAGCGAAGAAGCAAAGGAAGCAGCAGACCGGAGAGCAGCGAUUAACUCCAUGCGACCUAACGCCGCUAUUAACGACGACGCAAUCUCGGAUCCAGGGUACCACAGUGAAGGCGAUAGCCCUGUUAGUCUGGAGCCUUCAAUGGGAGUACGCCACCAUCGAACAAAGUCGGACGUGCAACCGGGAUUUCCGACACCUCCCCAGUCUCCAAUGCAUGAUUCUUUUGCUGUGGAGACACGCAACUAUGCCAAGACGCUGCGAUUGACCAGUGACCAGCUAAAGGCUCUGAAUUUGAAACCUGGGGGCAACAUCAUGUCUUUCAGCGUUAACAAGGCGACUUGUACAGCGUCGAUGUACUUAUGGAAUGGAAACACACCGCUUGUGAUUUCUGACAUUGAUGGAACGAUCACCAAGUCGGAUGCAUUGGGCCAUGUGCUGAACAUGAUCGGGCGUGACUGGACGCACGCAGGAGUCGCCAAAUUAUACACCGAUAUUGUCAACAAUGGCUAUAACAUAAUGUACCUCACAAGUCGCUCUGUGGGACAGGCUGAUACCACCAGAACCUAUCUUUAUGGUGUCAACCAGGAUGGGUACCGGCUCCCCAAGGGCCCUGUAAUAUGCAGCCCUGAUCGUACCAUGGCCGCACUCAGACGAGAGAUUUAUCUUCGCAAGCCGGAAGUUUUCAAAAUGGCCUGUCUCCGGGACAUUCUCAAUUUGUUCCGCGGGAAGGAAAACCCCUUCUGUGCUGGAUUUGGCAAUCGAUUGACUGAUGCGUUGAGUUAUCGAUCUGUCAACAUUCCGUCCACUCGCAUCUUUACUAUUAAUUCGAACGCGGAAGUCUCGUUGGACCUACUGAGUCUCAACAAAUACAAGAGCAGCUAUGUAACGAUGCAGGAGCUGCUUGACCAUUUCUUCCCUCCUACCAGCCUCUUGGUGCACUCAGGCGGCGAAGAAUAUACCGACUUCACGUACUGGCGAGACACACCACAAGAUCUGGAUGAUUUCUCUACCACCGACAGCGAAGAUGAAGAUGAAGAGCCGCUCGAUGACGAAGUUGCGGAUGAAGACGAAGACGCGGACGAGGAAGACUAUGAUGAUGAACUCAGCGAUGGAGAAGACUACCCUGACGAUGGGGAAGGUACUGAUCUCGGCGCUAGCUAUAUCUCACAGGGCUCAGCCCUGUCGAACCCCGCGGGCUCUAUUCUGGAGUCUGUGGAGGGCGAUCAAGACCUGGAAGACCUUCAAUCUGAUUACGAAGAUGAGCCUUUACCGGAACUGAUCAAACCUGCUGAGACCAAGUCUCUUCCCAUUCGCACGAAGUCCUCACAAGAUGACUGA
This is a messenger RNA of Penicillium malachiteum, 2280 nucleotides long. RefSeq names its product putative lipin Smp2. Bases 1 to 2280 code for a protein of 759 amino acids. The transcript is spliced from 4 exons. Gene Ontology annotation, biological process: fatty acid catabolic process; triglyceride biosynthetic process. NCBI's taxonomy places the organism in Eukaryota, Fungi, Ascomycota, Eurotiomycetes, Eurotiales, Aspergillaceae. Gene Ontology annotation, cellular component: nucleus. The record is from RefSeq and is a predicted model, not a curated record. Gene Ontology annotation, molecular function: phosphatidate phosphatase activity.